Megalops cyprinoides (Indo-Pacific tarpon) is the source of this 7605-nucleotide messenger RNA. RefSeq names its product polymerase (DNA directed), theta (gene polq). The transcript is spliced from 31 exons. Gene Ontology annotation, molecular function: ATP binding; DNA binding; DNA-directed DNA polymerase activity. Bases 1 to 7605 code for a protein of 2534 amino acids. The record is from RefSeq and is a predicted model, not a curated record. Lineage: Eukaryota; Metazoa; Chordata; Actinopteri; Elopiformes; Megalopidae. Gene Ontology annotation, biological process: DNA-templated DNA replication; double-strand break repair via alternative nonhomologous end joining.
AUGAGCACAUCAGCACCACAAUCGAAGAGAAAGUUUUACAUGGGGCAACACCAGAUCGUCAAGAGGAAGAGGUCAAAGCCCCCAGCGAAUGUGCAUCAUAUGUCCAACGUCUCCCUGCGGGCUAAGUCAUCUCCGAACACCUCUAGGGACUACAUCCUCUUCAGCCCCACCCACCUGGCUGCAGCUCUGGAGAAGAAGAAACAGCUCCACCCCCAGCUUAUGGCGGGAAACACAUCUAUCUCUGUGCUGACCCCUCCCCCUGGGCUAGAUCUCAGCAUGCUCGGUGACACUCUUGCUGACACAGGACAGCCCAUUCAAAUGGCUGUACCUGCUGACCAGUCUGACAAGCUGCUCCUGUCCAGUUGGGGUCUUCCCAAACCUGUCCUGCAGAGGUAUCAAAGUCUUGGGGUGGUCCGCAUGUUCGAGUGGCAGGCAGAGUGCCUCACCCUGGGAAGGGUGCUGGAGGGCAGCAACUUAGUCUAUUCAGCUCCUACCAGUGCCGGUAAAACAUUAGUCUCCGAGUUAUUGAUUUUGAAGAGAGUCUUGGAAACACGGCGAAAGGCCAUGUUCAUUCUCCCCUUUGUGUCUGUGGCAAAAGAGAAAAUGUUUUACCUCCAGAACGUGUUCCAGGAGGCAGGGGUGAGAGUGGAGGGGUACAUGGGCAGCACCUCUGCCACCGGUGGGUUUGCAGCCCUGGAUGUGGCCGUGUGCACCAUAGAGAAGGCCAAUGGACUCAUCAACAGGCUGAUAGAAGAGAACAUGAUGGACCUGCUAGGAAUCGUCGUGGUGGAUGAGCUGCACAUGCUGGGGGAUUCCAGCCGAGGAUACCUGCUGGAGCUCUUGCUGACCAAGAUCCGCUACGUCACCCAGAGAACAGCCAGGGCUUCCUCCGAGGGCAGGCCCAGCCUGAGUGAGGGGGUGCAGAUCGUGGGCAUGAGCGCCACCCUGCCGAACCUGGACCUGCUGGCCGGCUGGCUGAGCGCCGAACUGUACCACACAGAUUACCGGCCCGUGCCGCUGAUGGAGCGCGUCAAGGUCGGCGGGGCCAUAUACGAUGGGUCCAUGCACCUGGUUACGCAGCUCCAGCCCUCCCUGCAGGUGAAGGGUGACGAAGAUCACAUUGUCAGCCUCUGUUAUGACACGAUUCGGGGCGGCCACUCUGUGCUGCUGUUUUGCCCGUCAAAGAAUUGGUGUGAAAAGCUGGCAGACAGCAUUGCCAGGGAGUUCUACAAUCUCCAGCACCGAGCCCUGCAAAAUGAUUCCGGCCCCCUGCCACUGGUCUUGGAUCAGGAGGGGCUACAGGAUGUGGUGGCUCAGCUGAAACGCUCCCCUGCGGGCCUGGACCAGGUGCUGCAGCGUACCGUUCCCUGGGGCGUGGCCUUCCACCAUGCAGGUUUGACCUUUGACGAGCGGGACAUCCUGGAGGGCGCCUUCCGGCAGGGCCACAUCAGGGUCCUGGCCGCCACCUCCACCCUGUCGUCCGGCGUCAACCUGCCUGCCCGCCGCGUCAUCAUCCGGACGCCUGUCUUCAACGGCCGCCUCCUGGACAUCCUCACCUACAAGCAGAUGGCAGGAAGGGCCGGGCGCAAGGGGGUGGACACUGUGGGGGAGAGCAUCCUCGUGUGUAAGGAGUCUGAGCGUGUGCAGGGGGUCAGUCUGAUCCAGGGCUCGCUGAAGCCAAUCAGCAGCUGCCUGGUCAGGAGGGAAGGGGAGGGAGUCACCACCAGCAUGAUCCGAGCCAUACUGGAGAUCAUCGUGGGGGGCGUGGCCAGCACCCCAGAGGACGUGCGGACGUACGCCUCCUGCACGCUAUUGGCUGCGAGCAUGUCUGCCGAUAGCGCUGGGGAGAGGCGGAGCGGGGCCAUCGAGGCAUGCGUCGAGUGGCUGAUGGAGAACGAGUUCAUUCAGAUUCAAGAAGAGGGAGACGGGGAACACAAGAGGGAGAGGUACUGUCCCACCCACUUGGGAGCUGCCACUCUGUCCUCCUCGCUCUCGCCCCCCGAGGCCCUGGGAAUAUUCGCCGACCUCCAGCGGGCCAUGAAGGGCUUUGUCCUGGAAAAUGACCUUCAUAUCCUCUACCAGAUCACUCCAGUGUACACAGACUGGACCACCAUCGACUGGUACCAGUUCUUUUGCCUGUGGGAGAACCUGCCCUCGUCAAUGAAACGCGUGGCAGAGAUGGUGGGAGUUCAGGAGGGGUUCCUGGCCCGGUCUGUGAGAGGGAAAAUAAUUGCCAAAACGGAGAAGCAGCACAGGCAGAUGGCCAUUCACAAAAGGUUUUUCACCACCCUGGUGCUGCUGGACCUCAUCAGCGAGGUGCCCCUGGGUACUGUGGCCAAAAAGUACGGCUGCAGCCGGGGGCAGCUGCAGUCCCUUCAGCAGUCUGCGUCUACCUAUGCCGGCAUGGUGACGGUGUUCUGUAACCGGCUGGGGUGGCACAACAUGGAGCUGCUGCUGUCCCAGUUCCAGAGUCGUCUGAGUUUCGGGGUGCAGAGGGAGCUGUGUGACCUGGUGAGGAUCUCCUUGCUGAACGCACAGCGUGCCCGCGCCCUCUACAGCUCCGGGUUCGUCACCGUGUCCGAGCUGGCGAGGGCCAGCGCAGCCGAUGUGGAGAAGGUGCUGAAGAAAUCCGUACCCUUUAAAAGCUCCCGGCAGGCGGUGGACGAGAGCGAGCAGGAAGCACAAGAGCGCCGUAGCACGCGCUGCAUCUGGGUGGCUGGGAAGAAGGGCCUGACGGAGAGGGAGGCAGCCCUACAGAUCGUGGCCGAGGCCCGCCAGCUCCUCCAACAGGACCUAGCCCUCCUCGGGGUGCACUGGGACCCAGACUCGCUUCCCCAAGACCCUCACCCUGCUCCCGAACUGCUUCACUUGUCUGAAAGCUCAGGUGGCACUGUGCAGCCGGCCUCCAGCCUCCAGACGGAGGCAGACCGAGGGGAGAGGGCCUCGACUGAUCAGGGAAAAGUCGAUACUGGGGUUGAGAAGAGCUGCAGAGGGGAAAAUACCAGAGACAUGAAGCCUAAUCUAGUCUGUGACACAGGAAGUGCCUCCACUCCUCAGCCAGGAGUUCAACCCUCUCUUGCAAGGGUGGAGGAACCGAAGAAGAAAGAUUCCAGCACUGUAGAUUCAGUAAGGUCUGCCGAUGCAAAUCCUGUCACUUCGGGGUACGCUGGACAGGAAAUUCAGUCCGUAGCUUUACGCAAAGUUUUGAAGUCCAUAAACUCUGACAAAAAGCUUAAGGACGGGGCAACUCCUGAUCUUUCCUCUAAUUUUCUUAGAACCUCCGCGGGUGCUGAGUCUGGAACUAAAAAAGAAGGGAUUGUCCUUCCACAGGGUAACCUAAACAAUAAGCACCCUCUAACCCCUGUAUCCAAGCGUAGGAAGGUGGACAGCCAUGCUACCACAGAGGCUGGACCCAGUGAAGCCUCCAGUCUUCAUGGUGUCCAGACUCCUGUGCCACAAAGCCUGGGAGGAGAUAGACGGGAGCCAUUUGUUGUCCCCGAAUCGUCAUCGUCUCAUGCAUCUACUAAUUCAAACACCCACACUUUGCUGCGAUGUACAGAUGAAACUGGACAAAACCAGGAAACGGCACAAGUAGCGAGGUGUGAAAUUGAGCUCAGGCGAAAAUGCCUGGAGAAGCAGGCAGAGGAGAAGAAGGAUUCUCCAGCACGCGCGGGUGACUUCCCAUCUGUCAGUGGGAAAAAGUGUAAGCAGAAAUCAAAGCACUGUAACACAGAGAGCAGCUGUGGGAUCGCAGUGUGUGAAAGGGACAACAGAGAAGGUAGCGACGGGGAGAGCGACGUCGCUUCGCGAGCAGACGACGGGGAGGAGGGCGCAAGGCGGCGCGAGCAUCUAGGCGGAGCCGGAGGUCACGUCUCGACGCCCCGCCUGGAACGGAGAAGUGGCGGCGAGACCCGUCCCACAACCGAGGAGAAGUGCGAGUCUCCCGACCUGUACCCAGGUGGACACGAGGAGUUUGGGGACAGCUUUCAGCUGGACACGCAGACAGAGAGAAUGAUGAUGCUGCACGACCCCCCAGUGGCGGAUGGGAGCCAGCGAUCUGCAGGGAACGGUCACGUCGGCUCGCCAGGGACAAGGAACGGGGGAAACGGUGCUGAAAGCUCUGAAAUCCUACAGCAGGAGUGCUCGAUUGGACAGCAUCUUGCUGUUGGAGAUUUGUGCCAGGAACCAUUGCAGUAUAAUCGCUCCCGUGACGACGCCUGUUGCAGUGGUUCGUCCAACAAUGAUCUGCCCAAAUAUAACAUCUCGCUGACCGACAGUCAGAUGGAAGACAUUUUGAACUGCAACACGCAGGUGACUAACUGCGUUAAAACAGACGCCCGUCCAAGUGAAAUCCAGUCCUCCCAGAGUGACCGGCAGUCCUCAGAGAAUGCAGUGGAGAGCAGCUUUAAUGGAAGCAGCAGCUUCCUGUUCGACAGCCUUUAUGAUGACUGCUUAUCAGAUGGCCUGGAGGGGGAGGACCUGGCCGAAGCAGAAUGUGGGAACACUGACACCGACGCCAACCACCUCCCCUCGGAGCAAGGGUGGCAGGAAGGCGGGCUUCCGGGCGAGGAUCAGGAAGCCGCCCAAUGGGGCGAGUCCUCCUUCAACCUGUCCGAGUGGGGAGAUUCCUUGCAGGUUGCGGAGCAGUGUCUGAAGAGCCUGAAUGGCGUUCUCAAAUCAGCUGACAGGUCAACCUCUGGACCGGCCAAAGCACCGCAGCACUGUUCUGAGAUCACGGUGUUGCCCGAUAUGAGACUUGGUGAAGGCAUAGAAGUCCAGUCAGAUGACGCAAAAGAUUCUGCCCAGAAAACAUCAGCUGAUGCCUCUUUCCAUCUGAGUCCAGGCAUGCAGGAUAUCCUCGACCAGUGGCCCAGCAUGUCAGGUAGGUUUUCAACCCCCCAUACGGUUCCAGUAAAUGGUGACACAGACCAGAACGCCCCAGAGCAAAUGACUGCAAGGACAGUCUCCUGUGGGAACCCAGAAACGAGUCUGAUGACUAGGGCAGAAUGUGGUUUUAGACCAGGGCAAUGGCAGGGAGACUGUCCCGAGCCACCAUGUCCUGCUGAGGAACCAGAGAGCAGGGCAAGAGACCAUAACGACCUCAUCCCUCCCACCCCGGAGCCGGUCACUCCCAGGGUUAAAAUGACCGUGUCCUCCGUGCCGUCCCCACUGACCACCCAUCCCCCCCGCCCCCCUGCUCCCGAGAAGUCCCCGAGAAGUCCCGUCACAGAGGUGAAACCCGCGUCAGAGUCGGACGCGUCGAUGAUCGACGAGGGCUUCACGCUCCAGCUAUCCCAAGACGCCUCGCCUCAUGCGGCCGUCCCCAGCAGCCCUGAGGCCUUCUCCAUCAUCGACGUUGCCAGCAAUCGGAGCCUGUUCCACACCUUCGUCCAGGAGUGGAAAACCAAGAGCCGCUUCUCAGUCACCCUGGCCUGCGAGAAGAGGGAGCACACCCUGUCUCCUAAGUCCGCCAUCGGGGGAAAGGUCAAACGAGUGGGCUCUCAUCAGAAAAGCUCGCCAAGCAUAGAUGGGUUUCCUGUCAAAGGGAACGAGGCUCUUGUGGUCAUUGGGAUCUCUGUGUGCUGGGGAGGAAAAGACGCCUACUUUGUGUCCCUGCAGCAGGAGCAGCCAAGCUCAGAUGUCAGUGCAAGUUUAGCCCCGCCUCCUCUGGAUGAGAGCUUGACGGUGAGAGAUCGACUGAGGCAGGUCCAGGCGUGUCUGAAGAGAACUGAUCCUUCACAGGCAGAGGCAGCGAUCAUUGCGUACGACCUCAUUCAGCUGUACAAGGUUCUCCUGCUGGCCUGCGGGCUCUCUCUGGAGGGCAGCUUUGAAGACCCCAAGGUGGCCUGCUGGCUGCUGGACCCCGGCUCCAAGGAGCGCACCCUUCACAACAUGGUGACCAACUUUGCCCCCGAAGAGCUCCCCCUCCUGGAAGGCGUCAGCCCCGGACACGGGGUGCAGAGCCUGGGGAUCAGGGGGGACGGAGGUCACUCUGGACGUUACAGGGCCGCCAUCGAGUCCGUGCUCGUCUUCAGCUGCAUGGCCCAGCUCACCGCCCUCCUGGAGAAGGACAGCCUGCUAGAUGUGUUUCGCCGCGUGGAGAUGCCUGCUCUGUACUGCCUGGCCCUGCUGGAGCUCAACGGCGUGGGGUUCAGCACAGCCGAAUGCGAGGCCCAGAAGCACGUCAUGCAGGCCAAGCUGAGCGUUCUGGAGUCCCAGGCCUACCAGCUGGCGGGACACAGCUUCUCCCUCACCAGGCCAGACGACAUUGCAGAGGUGCUGUUUCUGGAGUUGAAGCUGCCUCCUAACGGGGACCUGAGUGGGCAGAAGAAUAAGAAAACUUUGGGCUACACCAGGCGCACAGCUACAGGAUCCCGGGUCAGACUGGCAAAGCAGUUCAGCACCACAAAGGAUGUUUUGGAGAAGCUCAGACCCCUGCACCCUUUACCUGGUGUGAUUCUGGAGUGGAGGAGAAUAACCAAUGCCAUGACUAAAGUAGUGUUCCCCUUACAACGUGAGAAGUGCUGGCACCCCCUGCUAGACAUGGAAAGAAUAUAUCCAGUAUCACAGACGCACACAGCUACAGGAAGAGUGAGCUUCACUGAGCCUAACAUUCAGAACGUGCCAAAGGAUUUUGAGAUUCAGAUGCCCACUGUCAUUGGAGAAAGCCCCCCGUCACAGGGCAGCUCCAAAUCAUUUUCAUGCCUUUCCAGGGGCAGAAGAUCGAAGAUCCAUCGGCAGCUGGCGCCACUGCUCAAAGCUGCUGAGCGAUCGCCGGAAAAAGGGGUGCCUUUCUCUGUCAGCAUGAGGCAUGCGUUUGUGCCAUUCUCAGGGGGGCUCAUCCUGGCAGCGGAUUACUCCCAGCUGGAGCUGCGGAUCCUGGCUCACCUCUCCCGCGACCGACGCCUCAUCCAGGUCCUCAACAGCGGCGCGGACGUGUUCCGGAGCAUCGCGGCCGAGUGGAAGAUGGUGGACCCGGAGACCGUGGACGACACCACACGGCAGCAGGCCAAACAGAUUUGCUAUGGAAUAAUCUACGGGAUGGGAGCGAAAUCACUCGGAGAACAGAUGGGCAUCGACGAGAACGAUGCUGCCUGUUACAUCGAAACAUUUAAAUCCAGAUACACAGGGAUACAUGCCUUUCUGCGAGAAACUGUGAAGAACUGUGGAAAAAACGGCUAUGUCCAGACGAUACUGGGGAGAAAGAGAUUUCUCCCAGCCAUUAAGGACCCGAACGUUUACAUAAAAUCUCAUGCUGAGCGCCAGGCAGUAAACACCACGGUCCAGGGUUCCGCCGCCGACAUCGUCAAAUCGGCUACCGCCAACAUCCAGCACCGUCUGGAGGAGGCUUUCGUUGGUGUGCCCCGGUCGCACCAGCACACCCCUGCAACAGACAGUAGACGACUCUCAAGGCCCUGCAGGGGGGCAUUCUUCAUUCUACAGCUGCAUGAUGAGCUCAUCUACGAGGUGGCAGAGGAGGAUGUCAUUCAAGUAGCUCAGAUUGUGAAGAAGGAAAUGGAAUCUGCCAUUAAGCUGUACGUGAAGCUACACGUAAAAGUCAAAGUGGGUCCCAGCUGGGGAAACCUCCAGGACCUGGAUAUUUAG